Penicillium malachiteum is the source of this 1830-nucleotide messenger RNA. RefSeq names its product metallophosphoesterase family protein. Gene Ontology annotation, molecular function: hydrolase activity. Gene Ontology annotation, biological process: nucleotide catabolic process. The record is from RefSeq and is a predicted model, not a curated record. The transcript has 2 exons. Gene Ontology annotation, cellular component: cytosol. Lineage: Eukaryota; Fungi; Ascomycota; Eurotiomycetes; Eurotiales; Aspergillaceae. The coding region runs from base 1 to 1830 and encodes 609 amino acids.
AUGUUGCCCGCUUUGCCCGUGCUGGCCUCACUCUUCCCGUCGGUAUUCGCCGCUCAACCCGCUGCUCCGGCUCCCAUCUCCGCACCACUGCGUGAUCUGGAGUUCGGUCAACUAAAUUUCCUUCAUACAACUGAUACUCAUGGCUGGUUAGCGGGUCAUUUAUCCGAACCAUCCUUUUCCGCCGACUGGGGAGACUAUAUCUCAUUUUCAACCCGGAUCCGAGAAAAGGUAGAGGCUCAAGGUCAAGACUUGCUGGUGAUAGAUACAGGUGAUCGAGUAGAGGGAAGUGGCCUCUAUGAUUCCUCAGAACCCAAAGGAAUCUAUCUGUCGGAAAUACUUCGGCAUCAACAUAUCGAUGUGAUAACGUCUGGAAAUCAUGAACUAUACCAGAAGAACACAUCCAUCAAUGAACUCUUGACGACUGUGACCAAUUUCCGGGGUCAUUACCUCGCAUCAAAUAUUGAUAUCUAUCAUCCUAUCACACAAGAGCUGGUCCCACUUGCCCCACGCUAUAAGAAGUUCACUACUAAACUACAAGGAAUCCGGGUUGUAGCAUUUGGCUUUCUCUUCAAUUUCAACGGCAAUUACAACAAUACUAUUGUUCAGCCAGUGGAAGAAACCAUCCAGGAAGAGUGGUUUCAGGAGGCGAUUCAGGAUAAAGAAGUGGAUCUGUUCUUGGUUGCUGGGCAUGUCCCCGCGCAUUCGCCGGAAUAUCGUGCGAUCUUCAGGGCGAUCCGCAAGGCCCACUGGGCCACACCGAUCCAGUUCUUUGCGGGACAUCAACACAUUCGCGAUUAUGCGAAAUAUGAUUCCAAGGCUUACGCUCUGGCUAGUGGCCGAUUUAUGGAGACCAUUGGUUUCAUGUCUAUUGAUGGCCUCUCCACUAGUACCCGACCAAGUGCGGGCUCGAGUCCCAUCUUCAAGCGACGAUACAUAGAUAACAACCUCUUCUCUUUCUACCACCACACUGGUCUGGAUGAAGAGUCAUUCCCGACUGAGAAGGGGCUCAGUGUCUCCCAGAUUAUCGCGGAUGCACGCAGUGCCUUGCAAUUAGAUGUUGUCUAUGGAUGUGCUCCACAGAACCUCUGGAUGUCUCGAGUACCGUAUCCCCACCCAGACAGUGUGUAUACCUGGCUGGAAACCGAGGUUUUGGCUACUUCAUUGAAAGAUGAAUCUCGUGGCGAUACUCCCACUGUCGCCAUAAUGAAUACGGGCGGAAUUCGUUUCGACAUCUUCAAGGGACAGUUCACUCGUGACACUGUCUGGACUAUCUCCCCCUUCUCUAACAAAUUUCGCUAUGUGAAGGACGUUCCUUAUGAUAAAGUGCAACUGAUCAUGGAGGUUCUUAACAAACAGACCAAAAUCUUCUCAGAGUUAUCAGAGGAGACUCUGGAUAAUAUGGCUUCCCCUGAUCAACAGGAACACAUAGAGCAUGUUCUCAAAGCUGGCAGCGAGGACCCAUCAUUCCGAAUGAACGGUGAUGGCCUAAAUCAAGUUCCUCUUUCCAAGCGAAGUGAUGGUACCAGUAUCAUCCCUGGCUACGUCACCCAAGAUGAUGCUAGCACAGAUGGAGACGAUACAAUUCACUCCCCAAUCAAGAUGUAUCAAGUUCCCAAUUGCAUUCAAGCACAUAUUGCAGGCAACGCAACAACGGCACCUGAGACUGUGGACUUUGUCUACAUUGAAUUCAUUGAGCCAUUUUUGGUUUUGGCGGGCAAGUAUGCUGAUCUCAAUGUCGACUUUGUCAAGGACAGUAAGGAGUACAUGUCUGGUGCAACCAUGACGGAUGUGAUCAUAGAUUGGGUGGAGAAGAAUUGGAAAUGCGAGUAA